Messenger RNA from Spirometra erinaceieuropaei, 458 nucleotides. NCBI's taxonomy places the organism in Eukaryota, Metazoa, Platyhelminthes, Cestoda, Diphyllobothriidea, Diphyllobothriidae. The record is from the annotation of a GenBank genome assembly.
AUGCCUUCUUCUUCUGUGUAUGGAUGUGAAUCAAGGAAUGCUAACAGCUCCGUUCAGGUCUAUCCCGGCCAAGCGUCCUUCUCGGCGUUCCCUUACUCCGGUGUGUGUGCUACCCUUGACGUCCUCGGCCGCUACAACGCCAUGGAGGUUGGCGAUGCUGUGUUGGAGACCUCCCAACGUCUCCUUCACGGGCGGGAAUUCGCAUCCUUUGAUGCGUUCGAGGAUACCAUUUCGAGUUUUACAGAGGUUAAAAAUAAAACUCGUUGACCUUGACUAUGCAUAGGAGAUGGGUUACCAUUUCAAGCCUGUCAAUUUGCAUAAGCUUCCCGCUGGCAGCCCCACUGCGGAGACGUCUUGUAUUCUACAGUUGGAAGUACGUGUGCGUUUUGGCCUCAAUUCGACAGUAUGCUUGAAUUUUCGUUAAUUCUAAAGCCACUGUGUAGCCGUACCGGCUGUGA